Molecule: messenger RNA, 1959 nt
Organism: Symbiodinium sp. CCMP2456
Lineage: Eukaryota; Dinophyceae; Suessiales; Symbiodiniaceae
Source: the annotation of a GenBank genome assembly
AUGAGCCGAGUCUUGGGUGCCAAGCUUGUGGAGCCAACCGGCGACUAUGCCUACAGCCUCGCAGAUCAGAGCCCGGGCCAGGCGACUUCCGUAGGCUCGGUCGACACAGAUGUGCAAAAUGCCCAAGUCGCUGACGAGCUCGGCCGGAUAGAGGACAUCAACCGGCAACUGGAGGAAAAGAGGAGGCGGCUGCAGGAGUUGGAUGAGUUCUAUGAAGCAAGAAGACAGCAGAUACAAAGAAGAGUGCUGGACAAGCAGGACCAGGUCGACGUGUGUCGACGGAAGUCCUUGAUGUAUCGCUCGUCCCCAAAGUUCAGGAUGAGUGAUGGGCCGCCAGGUUGUCGCUGUCUUCAGUUUGUGGACGAGGCUUGGUUUGAUGGAGUGGUUGCCUUGGUGAUUGUGUCGAACCUUCUUCUGAUCGUCAUGGAGUUGGCAGACAAUACCAAGGUGAGGGAGUUCUUUUGGAGCGACACUGCAAUUCUUGUCUUCUAUAUCGUGGAGUUCGGGGCUCGUCUAGCCCUUCACCACGAGGAUCUAUUGAUUGGGCCAUGCAAGCAGGUUUGGACAUUCUGGGUUGACAUGCUGAUCAUCUGUGUGGGGGUGCUUGAUCUUUGGCUUGGCCCACUAAUCUUUGGUGCUGAUUCGCCAGAAUGGACCUCCUGGUUGCAAGGCCUACGGGCGGUUCGUGUCGUCAAGCUGUUUCGACUUCUGAACGACACUUCUUGGGCAGAAGAGCGUGGUUUUCAGCUCUUCAUCCUUGCAGUCAUCCUUUUGAAUGCGGCGAUGAUUGGUUUGGAAUUGAGCUUCCCGAACUUGGGCGGCUGGAGGCUUCUUGACAACUUGUUACUUUCGGUUUUUACCUUUGAGCUCAUUGUGCGCAUCCGCAACUCGGGCUGUCGGUUCUUUCAUGACCAGAAUGAAAUCUUCUACAACUGGCUGGAUUUGCUCAUCGUGCUGCUGGGAGUUGUCGAACAGUGGGUGCUGCCCGUGGUUGGCUUCUCUCUGUACAUGAGCGGAGCUGUGGAGGAGGCCCCCUUCGCAACAGACAAGCCGCAGACGCAGGCUAUGCGCUUGCUUCGGCUGGCAAGGCUGCUACGGCUGAUGCGCUUGCUACGACUGAUCCGAAACAUACCGCCGUUGUACACGCUGGCGAUGGGCAUCUUAGAGUCUUUCCAAGGCAUGACCUGGGUUUUUCUUCUUGCGCUGGUCGUGCUCUACACGUGUGCCAUCCUCUGCACGCAGCUCAUUGGCCACAGAUUGGUCGUCCCUGUGGAUUUUCCGGAGAGUGCGUCUCAAGUCUUUCCCACUGUGGGCACCUCGAUGUUCGUCUUGUUCAAAGUCAUGAAUGCGGAUACGCAGCCGUUGGACCCGUUGCUCAAUGCAAUGCCCAUCUCCAAGCUGUUCACAGCAUGGUUCAUGAUUCUGUCCAACUGGGCGAUCCUGGCCAUCCUUACAGCCGUGGUGAGCGAGAACUUGAUAAGCGCGUGCACGGACCACCGCAAACAGCAAGAGGAUGCAAAGCAGCUGAAACAGCGCCAGACGCUCAAAGAGAUUUUCUACAAGAUGGAUCAGCAGGGUGAUUCGAACCGAAAAGUCAGCGAGACGGAAUUCAACAGACGGCUGAAUGACGGGGAGGUCAAGGAAUCUUUGGAGGCCGCCCUGGAAGCCGUGAACAUACCAAUCAAUGAUUUGCCGAACCUUUUCGAGCUGCUGUGUAAACAUCCCACCAAGGGGGGCGAGCCGCAGAUUGAUCUUGACGACUUCCUGGAUGCUCUGCACUUCCAAAGCAAGGAAGUCAGCCAGCGCACCCUCAUGCGCAUGGAGCGGCGGAUCGACAGCCUAGAGGCAAUGGUCAGAAUCCUUCUGGGUGAGGACCCAAAGUCGCCGAGCAGGUCGUUAAAGAAGUCGCCAACCAAGGGCGAUCAUAGUUUCGGACCUACUAGUAGCGCAUCUGCGUAA